Talaromyces rugulosus is the source of this 816-nucleotide messenger RNA. RefSeq lists its product as uncharacterized. The transcript has a single exon. NCBI's taxonomy places the organism in Eukaryota, Fungi, Ascomycota, Eurotiomycetes, Eurotiales, Trichocomaceae. The record is from RefSeq and is a predicted model, not a curated record. Bases 1 to 816 code for a protein of 271 amino acids.
AUGACCUUCACCACGGAGGACGCAUCAGGCAGGACCUAUGCAUUCUCAUAUUCCACUGAUGACCCAAACCCCGAGCACAUUGCUACCAAGGAGGUUGUACUAAAGAAUAGAGAGGCGCUGGGUGACUACUAUGAUGAGCAGCAAUUUGGGCUCGAAGAAUUGACGAAAGAAAGAGAGAGAUGCCUAGACCCAGAGCGAGAAGCGCAAAUGUCAUGGUGGCUGUCUGAUGACUUCCACAAAGUUGCUUGGAUUUCAUGCGAAGAGAAGAUUCAGCCCAAAGCAGCCACAAUAGACGCUAUCAAUGCGUGCAAGGCCGCGGGGGUAAAGUUCUUUUUCUAUUGGUGCCACAAACAAGUCGACAAUCUCACCCCGCAACUCGACACCUACAUGCUGAUAAGGUCACUGAUCCUCCAAGCGAUGAGACAAUAUGCAGAAGAUGAGGACAUACAGACAGAUGGUGAGGACAUACAGGCAAAGCCACAAGAAAAUGAACCUCGACCAUUUAGUGGUGUAUUACAUGAAAACCCAGUCUCCUUGUACAAGGUCGCAAAUAUCCUUUUCAAUAUCUUGGAGAAUAUCGAAGGUCCUAUUAUCUGCAUUAUCAGCGACAUUGAAUAUCUAAAUUUAUUCUACGGCCAGGACACGGAAGACCACAUUGAUUUUCUACGGACGUUCUUCAAUAAUCUAGCCAAACUAAACGAUCCAGUGGACAAGAAAGUCAGGUUGUGCAUCAUAUCCACAUUGGACUCCCCCUUUGAGUUCGAACCACUUUCAGACAUUCGAACUGCUAGCGACUGGGGCAUUAAGGUGGUCUAG